CUGAAUGACACAUUUACUGCAGCUCUCAGAAUCUGUGUCUGUUCAUCAUGACACCAUCUACCUCAAGAAGCAACACUUUUAUUCUGCUGUUUUAUCUGCUUUUUCCAUUUAUACACACCAGCUGUCCUAAAAAAUGUGCCAAUGGUUAUAACGUACACGAUUGUAAGUGUGAAAGUAAUUGUUACCGGCAACUCAAACAAGGAAUCCAGACAUGUCAACGCUGCACUGAAAUGUGUUCUGAGGAUAAAAAUCAGAUGGAAGUAACUCCAUGCACUCUGGAAAGUAAUCGGGUGUGCUUCUGCAAACCUGGAUUUUACUGUGAGAAAAGAUACAAUUAUGACACAUACUGCCAUAAACCAUGUGUUCCCUGUGAGAUGGGCACAUUCUCCAGCAAACCUUCUCUGAACCCAGCCUGCACACGUCAUAAAGAUUGUGCUCAGUUGGGAAUGAUAACACUGAAGGAGGGCACAACGACACAAGACAGAGAGUGUGUGUAUACCACAACAAAGAUGGCAUCAUUGUCCACCCUCUCCAGUACCAAUAAUACCAUCUAUAUCAAUACAACUUCCACCCCGAGGACAGCAAUCCAUGGGAGCUUGGACAAAGAGGGCACAGCGACACAGGACGGAGAAAGUGUGUAUGCCACAACAAAGAUGGCAGCGUCAUCAACCCCCUCCAGUACCAAUAAUACUAUCUAUACCAAUUCAACUUCCACCCUGAGGACAGAGGGCAUACCACAACCCAUAGACCAGGACAAAGAGAAAAGGGAGUUCCAUUGGCUGCUGCUACUAAUCUUACUUCUGAUGCUCUUGUUCAUGGCUGGAUUUUGUAUGCUGAUGAAAGGCAAGGCCCUGAAAACCCUUUCAAAAUGCUUCGGUUUAAUAAAUGGAGAACAUGAAGAACAGCAGCACUCGAGUCUGAUGGCAGGUGACCACCAAAUUUUGUCCAAUUCCCAAUCCAACAGCUCAAUAGACAUGGAGACUAAGAUACCGCUCGGCAGUGAUGUCAGAGAGGUCAAAGGUCAGAGUAUGGAGAUGAUACCCCAAUCUGGGGUUGUGCGGCAGGUCACAGUCGAGCACAAUGGGAGGGGUGAGAACGUCAACAAUACUGUAGGGUCCAUCUACAUCUACUCUCCUGGAACAGUGAUUUUAGGCUCUAACUCGGGCGAUAAAAAGGAAGAGGCAGGAGUUUGCGAAGAAGCCCGUCCCCUCAUUGGCUCACCACAGCAAGAGUCAAAUCCACCCUCACAGGAGGUCAGAAUAAGAAUGAGUGCACAGGAAGAGGCCGAGGAGGAACUAAGCUUGAGUUUUCCUGUGCCAGCAACUGGAAAGUGAGAACUUAAAUAUGUGGUUUCUUGCAUGAACUUCAGAAUUACCUUCAAAAAGGUUCCAUGUUGAAUCACAAGGCUGAAAAUCACAAGUGGCCAGAUGUAAGAUCCCUGGUAGAUCGAGGCAUGAUAUUGAAUGCCAAGGUCAUGGUUUUACUUCCUGAGGAACACGCAUGCUAACAUAAUGUAUAGGUUAGGCUACCUUGAAUGAACUGUUGAGUCGUAUACCGAAUGCACAAAUGUUCUAGAUGGAGAGCGUCGAGUAAUGAGUUUUGCUUUUUUGCACAUUAAGAUGAUUUACGCUUAAUUGAUGUUUGUCAAUUUUACAAGAAAUGCACGUCUGAAUUGCUGCUGCAGCAAAAAAAAAUAUUUCAGACAAAAUGUGCUUUUCCUCUUAGAGACACUGUAUGAAGAAUGUUUGCACAGGAGGUACAGACUAAAGGGUGAGAAAACACCCACGAAGGUGUUAUGACUAUGAGGUUUUCAUAACAUGUAUCCUAUAAGACAGAGGCAAUAAAACUAAAAUGCAGGUGAUGUGCAUGAAUUGUUUUAUCGUUUAAGUGAGUGGUCAAGAACUAAGAGACUUCAUCUGUAUGUUUAAACACAGGCUUUUGUUCUACCAUGUGGGUGUUUAAUAUGCAUGUCUAAAAAUACCCAACCUCACCUCUGGAAAGAAGGCGUCUGAUUUUACUUCUGUAGGAGUUCGGGGCAGACUGCGUUUACCCUGCAACCUUUACAGCACAUCUUAAAAAGGACAUUUCUAUAUUGUGAUGGAGUGCUUUCAUACAUUUCACAUCCUCCAUUCACUUUAGCAUGUGUGUUUGUCUUGUUUUCAGUCUCGCUACACAUGAGCUUUAUUUAUUUUGGUUUGUUUUUCUUCAUUGAUAUUUGUCUUUGGCAGUGUACAUUGAGGUUUUGUAAAUUAAUGUGUUCUGAUGCAAAGCAAUAAAAGCAAAUAAUGAAAUGAAA
Ctenopharyngodon idella (grass carp) is the source of this 2296-nucleotide messenger RNA. RefSeq lists its product as uncharacterized. Bases 48 to 1334 code for a protein of 428 amino acids. Gene Ontology annotation, molecular function: protein binding. The transcript has 10 exons. Lineage: Eukaryota; Metazoa; Chordata; Actinopteri; Cypriniformes; Xenocyprididae. The record is from RefSeq and is a predicted model, not a curated record.